Messenger RNA from Polyodon spathula (Mississippi paddlefish), 1619 nucleotides. RefSeq names its product outer dynein arm docking complex subunit 1 (gene odad1). The record is from RefSeq and is a predicted model, not a curated record. Gene Ontology annotation, cellular component: axoneme. Lineage: Eukaryota; Metazoa; Chordata; Actinopteri; Acipenseriformes; Polyodontidae. Gene Ontology annotation, biological process: cilium movement; outer dynein arm assembly.
CGACGAAAUUAACGUGUUGGAAGGUAAGGAACAUGCCUGGUGGGAGGUCAGCAGCCAGCCUGCACUCGGACAGCAGUGAUGUGGACGUGGAGGGGAUAGCAGACACGGAGCUGUCCAGACUGCAGAGACAGUUUCGUAUAAUGGAGGGGGACCGGCAGGCUUACAGCGUCGAGUCUCAGGAGCUCAUCAGAAAGCAGCUGGCGGAGAUCGAGGCGCUGGAGAGCGAGCGCAGCAACAUCAUUAAGAACCUGCGUCUGUCGGAGAGCCGUGUGAAUCUGCAGCGGGACCAGGACAACAAGCAGAGCCUGCUGUGCAUGCUGGAGUACAAGGAUGAGCUGGAGGAGCAGCUGGGCUGGGAGAGGCAGGCUCUGAGAGAGCUGGACCAGGAGAUCCGGCUCUGGGAGCGCAGGCUGCUGGAGCAGCGCAGGGAGACAGGCGGCUCUCAGGGGAGGCAGCAGCAGCAGCAGCUCCAGACACUUCGGACCAAACGCACCCUGGAGAACAGGCUGGACAGGGCCCUGACCAGGUUCAGCACCCAGCUGGUGAAGAACGGGCUGCUGCGGGAGGAGCUGGAGACACUGAGGGGGGAGCGGGUUCGAUUUGAACAGCUGCACCGCAAACUGGAGAGGGAGCUGCAGGCAACACGCAAGGAGAUCGGUGCCGUGAUCGACACGUCAACAGCAGCAUACGACAGCAGGGUGGAGGCGCAGUCAAAGGUGGUCCUGCUGAAGGACAAGGCUGAGAAGGACGUCUCGCAGCACAGCUCUGAGGUGAAGGAGCUGGAGCGCGUCAUCGACCAUGACAGGAAGCUGAAGGAGUUCAUGGGGGUCAAGUCUCACGAGCGAGCCCUGGAAGAGGAAGCAAUGGACGCCAACAAGAGACAAGAGUGUGAGGAGCACGAGCGCAGGAAGAGAAACCUGCAAGAGGACAGCGGAGAAACCUAUGAGACUGCGUUCAGCCAGAUUACAGAGCGGACCGGGGAGCAGGACCUGGGAGUGCUGGUCUCAAAAUUCAUUGAGGUUGAAGACAAGAACUUCGCUCUGUUCAACUACGUGAACGAGCAGAACAACGAGUGCCAGAGAGUGCAGGGGGACAUAGACGAGAUCCUCCAGGAGGUGGCGCUAUUUCGUGCGCAGGGGCUGCGUUUGGAGGGGCAGCAUCGGGCCGUGCUGAGAGACAUGGAGCUGAGGCAGGAGGAGGCAGCCAGGCAGGCACAGGACUACGAGCAGAGGGGCAGCGAGGUCGGGAAGAUCCUGGACCAGCUGAAAACAGGCGUGUCCUCCCUGUUCGGUAAGCUUGAUUGUGACUGCACUGUGAUUGAGGAGAUGCUGGGAGCCGCCGCUGGGAUCCGGGACACAAACAUCAUGACCUACCUGGGGCUGGUGGAGCAGAAAACCAACGAGCUGCUGAGUGUGCAGAACUACCUGGACUCCAAGGUACCCUGAUACCCGACACACUGAGACUCACGCACACCCCCCGAUACACUGAGACUCACGCACACACCCCGAUACACUGAGACUCACGCACACCCCCCGAUACACUGAGACUCACGCACACACUCCGAUACACUGAGACUCACGCACACACCCCCCGAUACACUGAGACUCACGCACACACCC